AUGAAGAAUUUAACAUAUUUAAAUAAUUCAGUUAACAUAAAUAUCAUAAAUGUAUAAAAUAUUUAAAUUAGUGAUAGUUAGUUCAAUAAUAACACAGGAAUCAAUGGUGGAGCUUUAUUUAUUGAAAAUAAUUUUAUUAAAUUUAAUGUUUCUAACUCUACAUUUUAAGGGAAUGUUGCUAAAGCAAGUGGUGGAGCUAUCUAUUUUAAAGAACAGCAAGGAAUAAUUAAUAUUGAUAAAUUUUGCAGCAUUAAAUAAAAUCAUGCUCAAAUUGGUGGAGGUUUUAGAAUUCAAAAUUCUAAUUUAUAUUAAUAUUCUACUCAAUUACUUAGUUAAGUGAGAUUACUAGACAUACAUAAUAACACUGCUGAUAUAUUUGGUUAAAAUUACAAUCUGGGUUUAUCUAGCAUUGAUGUGAUUUCAAUUACUUCAGUAAUCUAAGAUAAUUCACCUAUCAAAUAUAAGUUCAAAUAGAAUUUAAAUCAAGAAAUGUAUUCAGGGUAGCUAAAUUUAUUCAAUUUAAAAAGUGGAGACAAACUUAAUAUAGUAUUAGGUAUUAAGGAUGAAGAAAAAAAUUUUUUAGCUUUCGAGACUAAAAUAUUUCAAAACAAUCAAUAUCAAACUGAAAUCUAAAACGAGCUUUCCUAAAUUAGCUUUAGUCUGCAACAAAUAGAUCAAUAGUAAAUUUAACUUGAAGGUUAAAUUGCUAUACUCUCAGAUUCUUUUGAUUCUUAAACAAAAUCUUUUGCUUUUACUUAAGUAUCUAUUAUGGGUUAACCACUUGGCGUUGGAUAAUUAAAAUUAAAUUAUUAAAUAAAUAAAUUUGAAUAAAAACCUAUUAUAGUGUCUGUUUAAUUUAGAAAUUGUAUAAUAGGAGAAGAAUUUAAGCAUUUAAUAUUUAGUAUAUAUAGCUGCUAAUAUUGCUAAAUUGGUUCCUACUCUCUAGUAAACUAUGAUAGUUAUAAUAUAACUUACAUUAAUAGUUAAAACAUAUAAUCAAGUUGUAAGUAAUGUCCUAAAAUUGCUGAUUAAUGUUAAGGGAGCACUAUUUAGCUAAAGAAUGGACAUUGGAGAGUAAGUAAGCACUCAGAUUAAAUAAUACAAUGCGUAAAUAAUCCUAUAAGCUGCCAGGAAUCAGAUAUCAGCUCUAUUAAUGGGUGUAUUAAGGGAUAUUUAGGCCCUUUAUGUGAAGAAUGUGAUAUUUUUGGAGUUUUUUGGCAAGAAAGCUCUGAUCCUUUUAAUAUUGAAUAAAAUAUAAGCUUUUUAAGUGAAAAAAUACCAUAUUUACACAAUGUUAAAUGUAAAAAUUCUAACUCAGCAGAGCAGGAUACAAAUAAUUGCAUAAAUAUUUAUUCAUAAUCAUUUGCUAGCAAGAAUAUUAUCAAUCAGAAAAAUUCUGAUUUUUAAGAUAUCAAAAAGGAAGUAGAAUCAUUAGAAAGUAUAUCUACAAUUUAUGAAAAGCUAAAUAGUAAAGGUUAUAUGAAAUAAUUAAGCGAUUUUUUAGAUCAUUUAAUAUUAGAAGAGCUUAAUUUCACUUAUGCAGAACUUCAAAAAAUAAUGAUGAAUCUUGCGAAUUAGAAAAAUUUGAAUUUUAAUGAAUAGUUUCAAAUAAACUGCAAUAUCUUUAAAACAUGCUUCUUUCAAAUUAUAAAUAUAAUUGUUUAAAAAUCCUGGUAGAAAUAGUAUGGAGCUUUGCAAUAAACUAGUAUACCAAGCAUAUAGUAAAUUCAUGAUAAAAUAGAAAAUGCAAGUAUAAAUGAAAGCCAAAAAAAUGAAAAUAGAGGCGUGUUGAGCUUAGAGAAUGAAAAACUUAACUAAAUAAAAGAACAAUAAAUUAUUUAGAAUAAUUAAAAAUUAGAUUAGUAUUAAAUUUAUAAAGUAUCUAACUUAUCUUAGCUUUACAAAAGUGAUCAGUUAGAAUAAAUUAUGUCUGUUGGAGCUAUCUCUUCAGAAGAAAGUGUUUAUUAAAUGAGUUAAUAAAAAAUUUAGAUUGACCCUUCUAAGGAAUCACAUUUAUAUACUCCUAGUAAUACAACAAACGCCACAGCCUAUGAAAAUACAUCUGAAUGUAAAGAUACCAGACGAAGAACUAAAUCAAGCAUUAAUCCAAAAGAAUAUUUAAGAUAGUUGGCGAAGUCAGAUUAAAAGCUUUCACUAUUGUUAAAUAUAAACGAGUAUGAUAAGACACACAUGUUCAAAAAAAUAUUAGAAAAGCAUAAACAAAGUUUAAUAUAUAGUCCUAAAUAGCAAUAAACUGUUAGAAAUAGUGUAAUGAGGUCUUCAUUUUUUAGUCCAAGCCAUUCAUGCAAUAAAAAAGAAGAUCUGUUCAUUAUAAAUUUAAGUGAAUUUGCUUAAAACAAUACAAAACUAAAGUAGUCUUUUAGUAUUAGUGAAAGGAGGAGUAAUGUAAAUUAAAUUAAAUAAACUCCAUCUCCAUGUGAUUAUGAUGUAAAAAAAUCUGAAAAGUUUGUAAGACCUAAUUCUCCUACUUAAGCAUUUUCAAAAUCACCUAGGCAAUCUUGGAUAGACCUUUAGACAAAAAAAGAAGGAGUUUAUUAAAUUUAUACUCAAAAAAAAAAUGACACAAAAAGAUCUAACCUAUCUGUUAAAAAAAUUACUUCAAAUUCUGGAGUAAAAUGA
Messenger RNA from Tetrahymena thermophila SB210, 2640 nucleotides. RefSeq names its product transmembrane protein, putative. The record is from RefSeq and is a predicted model, not a curated record. The transcript has 11 exons. Lineage: Eukaryota; Ciliophora; Oligohymenophorea; Hymenostomatida; Tetrahymenidae.